CCGCCGGCCGGUCCCCGCACCAGCGCGGCGCCAUCCCCCGCGGUCCCCGCAGCUCGCCGGCCGCUUCGCCGGGCUCCGGCACCUGCAUCCGGGCGCAGCGCGCAGGCCGAGGCGCGGGCAGGCCGCCCCCGCCGCUCCGGGCGCGGAUAGACGAUGAGCAGCCACGGGAACAGCCUGUUCCUGCGGGAGAGUGGCCAGCGGCUGGGCCGGGUGGGCUGGCUGCAGCGGCUGCAGGAGAGUCUGCAGCAGAGAGCGCUGCGCACGCGCCUGCGCCUGCAGACCAUGACUCGGGAGCACGUGCUACGCUUCCUGCGCCGGAACGCCUUCAUCCUGCUGACCAUCAGUGCUGUGGUCAUUGGGGUCAGUCUGGCCUUUGCCCUGCGACCGUACCAGCUUACCUACCGCCAGAUCAAGUACUUCUCUUUUCCUGGAGAACUUCUCAUGAGGAUGCUGCAGAUGCUGGUGUUGCCACUCAUUGUCUCCAGCCUGGUCACAGGUAUGGCAUCCCUGGAUAACAAGGCAACAGGGCGGAUGGGGAUGCGGGCAGCUGUGUACUACAUGGUGACCACGGUCAUUGCUGUCUUCAUUGGCAUCCUCAUGGUCACCAUCAUCCAUCCUGGGAAGGGCUCCAAGGAGGGGCUGCACCGCGAGGGCCGUAUUGAGACCAUACCCACAGCCGAUGCCUUCAUGGACCUGGUCAGAAAUAUGUUUCCGCCCAACCUGGUGGAGGCCUGCUUCAAACAGUUCAAGACGCAGUAUAGCACGAGGUUGGUAACCAGGACCAUAGUGAGAACAGAGAAUGGAUCUGAGCCGGGCACUUCCAUGCCUCCUCCAUCCUCAAUGGACAAUGGAACCAGCUUCCUGGAAAAUGUCACCUGGGCCUUGGGCACCCUGCAGGAGGUGCUGAGCUUCGAGGAGACUGUGCCUGUGCCUGGCUCAGCCAAUGGCAUCAAUGCCCUGGGCCUUGUUGUCUUCUCUGUGGCCUUUGGACUGGUCAUUGGUGGCAUGAAACACAAGGGCCGAGUCCUGCGGGAUUUCUUUGAUAGCCUCAAUGAGGCUAUUAUGAGGAUGGUGGGCAUCAUUAUCUGGUAUGCACCUGUGGGCAUCCUGUUCCUGAUCGCUGGGAAGAUCCUAGAGAUGGAGGAUAUGGCUGUCCUGGGGGGUCAGCUGGGCAUGUACACCCUGACUGUCAUUGUGGGCUUGUUCCUCCAUGCCGGUGGUGUCCUGCCCCUCAUCUACUUCCUCAUCACCCACCGGAACCCUUUCCCCUUCAUCGGGGGUGUACUGCAGGCCCUCAUCACUGCCAUGGGCACGUCUUCCAGCUCUGCAACACUGCCCAUCACCUUCCGCUGCCUGGAGGAGGGCCUGGGUGUGGACCGACGCAUCACCAGGUUCGUGCUGCCUGUGGGGGCCACUGUCAAUAUGGACGGGACUGCCUUGUAUGAGGCCCUGGCCGCCAUCUUCAUUGCCCAAGUCAACAACUAUGAACUCAACCUGGGCCAGAUCACGACCAUCAGUAUCACAGCGACAGCAGCCAGCGUUGGGGCUGCUGGCAUCCCCCAGGCAGGUCUGGUCACCAUGGUCAUUGUGCUCACAUCGGUCGGCCUGCCCACUGAAGACAUCACACUGAUCAUAGCUGUGGACUGGUUCCUUGACCGACUUCGUACAAUGACCAAUGUCCUGGGGGACUCUAUUGGAGCAGCCGUCAUUGAGCAUUUGUCUCAGCGAGAGCUGGAGCUGCAGGAGGCCGAGCUCACCCUCCCCAGCCUGGGGAAACCCUACAAGUCACUCAUGGCACAAGAGAAGGGGGCGUCCAGGGGACGGGGAGGCAAUGAGAGCGCCAUGUGAGGGGCCCCCAGCUCUGCUGCCCAGAGAGGAGGGAAUGGGGCUGGGGGGAGGGGGAGGUCCUAGGGAAGACUCACUGCCUGAAUGACUGUGAAUGACUGUGCACUGAACACACAUAUUCUGUCUGGCUUGUUUGGUGGAAACUGAGAUAAAGGAGCAGGAAUGAAAGGAUGUCCAAAGCCUCCGUUUCUCUGUGAAUGCAUGGGGAGAACUUGUGGAGGGCAGUGAGUCAGGUGGGAUGGGAAGGAAAUGCUUCCCCUGGGACUGGGGGUAUGGGCAGCUUUGAGUCCAGCAAGCUGAGGAGUCGGUUCAUGUUCUUGAUUUUCUCAAAGAGUGGUGGAAUUGAAGGAGGUAAAGGAAAACCAUCAU
This is a messenger RNA of Nyctereutes procyonoides (raccoon dog), 2214 nucleotides long. It is a transcript of the gene SLC1A6, whose product is annotated as solute carrier family 1 member 6. The record is from RefSeq and is a predicted model, not a curated record. Gene Ontology annotation, biological process: L-glutamate transmembrane transport. NCBI's taxonomy places the organism in Eukaryota, Metazoa, Chordata, Mammalia, Carnivora, Canidae. The transcript is spliced from 10 exons. Gene Ontology annotation, cellular component: plasma membrane. Gene Ontology annotation, molecular function: neutral L-amino acid transmembrane transporter activity; glutamate:sodium symporter activity; L-glutamate transmembrane transporter activity. The coding region runs from base 154 to 1848 and encodes 564 amino acids.